Molecule: messenger RNA, 267 nt
Organism: Colletotrichum abscissum
Lineage: Eukaryota; Fungi; Ascomycota; Sordariomycetes; Glomerellales; Glomerellaceae
Exons: 2
Coding region: 1-267 (88 amino acids)
Source: RefSeq, a predicted model, not a curated record
AUGGAUGGCACGUCGACAACAUGGACAACAACUUACUGGAAGCCCUUCUCCUCUUGGAAGCGUAGAAAGCGACCGCUGCUAUCCGAAGGUGUGGUGGUGGUGGUGGUGGUGGUCCUGCUGCUGCACCACUUGACCACGCCCAAGAGUGAAACACUUACAAAGUCGAACCUGGAUGCGGCAAAGACCAGAGCCAUGAGCACAAUGACAACCAAAAGCGAACCCCCAAGCCCAUUCAUGCCGGAAAACAUUCUCAACAUUUCGACUUAG